Messenger RNA from Habropoda laboriosa, 3842 nucleotides. RefSeq names its product zinc transporter ZIP13 (gene Zip99C). NCBI's taxonomy places the organism in Eukaryota, Metazoa, Arthropoda, Insecta, Hymenoptera, Apidae. Gene Ontology annotation, molecular function: zinc ion transmembrane transporter activity. The transcript has 5 exons. Gene Ontology annotation, cellular component: membrane. Gene Ontology annotation, biological process: zinc ion transmembrane transport; intracellular zinc ion homeostasis. The coding region runs from base 1099 to 2415 and encodes 438 amino acids. The record is from RefSeq and is a predicted model, not a curated record.
GAUGUGGUGAGUGGAUGAGAUUUAACGUUCUUUCUUUGUCAACAAUAUAAACAUAGAAGCAAAUAGAUAUAGAAAGAGAAACAACAGUGUACAACUCUGUUGAUCAGUGCGUGUUGCGUUUGUUCAUGCAAACACACAAUAAAAUCGAGGAGACGUACAUAACCAAAAAUACGAGAAUCGAAGAGUCGCAGCGCCUCGAAAUUUAACGUACGUUAUAUAGAUUGUGCGUCGUUGUGUAAUCGUGUUUAUCAGUUGUGGCGGUAAAAGUGACCAAUUCGAUUAGUCGGUGAUCGUGACGAAUUUAUUAUAUCAAAAGUAUUCGUCGAAGAAUACACGGAAAAGGAAAGAAAAACGAGAAGCAAGAUUCCGUUCCCGCUGACAUUUGGAAGAAGAACGUCACUUUCAACUGUGCCCUUAUUUCGAUGGUAUGAGAUACUAUCGCAUUGAAGACGAAUCGAACGAUCGAAACAAGUUUCACAGUGAAGAAAGAGGGAAGGAACAAAGAGAAGAGGCGCGCGUCAGUCGUCGUUGAUCUGUCAAGAGUGGAACGCGUAGUCUGACAAUCAUUCCUUGCAUUUAUCAUUGGAGGUCUGAUCUCGGUGCUUUUGUCCCCGCAUUGCGGCAGUAUGAAAUAACAAGAGGUUUGAUUUGAUCGACAAAACCGACGACGGUAGAGAGUCAGCGACCGCCUGAUUCGUAGCGUCCGUACUCAGUCCUCAGUGUAGGCUAGUCGGGUGCUAGGUAGUCGUCUCGACGAUUUCCCAACGCUCGUUUCCUUGCUAAAUCUUCAUUAAAUCUCGACAACGAGAUUUCAUUGCUCAAAAGUCUCUCGACGCAUCAGUGUCAUUCCCGGUUCGCUAACCAGUGUAAAGAUACAACCACUUUUACGAAGGUGUUCUCGAACGAGAGAGGUUAUCUUCGAAUAAACAGAACGCAAAGAAUGUUACAGAAUUCAUCGUGAUUUUUAUUCAUUACGUAAUCAUUGAUUUUCACAACAAUUACACCAUCAGUGUCGCAGAUCGUCUAACAAAAUAGAGGAGAGGAGAGAUUAACGAAAUUCGAAUAAUUUUGACAACUGUUCGAUACACACGCACAAACAUGGCGGCAAGCAUAUGUAUGCAGCGUAAUUGCACCGAACCCAGCGGAUUUUUUUAUGACAUGAUCACUGAAGAUAUGUGGGCGCCGUGGGAAGCCACGAUAGAAUAUUUGGAACAUACGCCAUGGAUAUUUUCUUUACUGGGAAGCACCAUGAUCGGACUGACAGGCAUCUUCCCUUUGCUAAUCAUCCCUAUUGAAGAAGGUGCCGAUUUAAAAAAUGGAGCCGGUGCUGGCACGUUGAAAGUAUUGUUAAGCUUCGCAGUCGGCGGUCUUCUGGGCGAUGUCUUCUUGCAUCUGCUACCGGAAGCAUGGGGGAACAGCUCCUUGAAAACAGGAUCGAAUGCUGGACAUCCGUCGAUGAACUGUGGACUAUGGGUGCUAGGAGGCUUUCUAGUCUUCGUCAUACUGGAGAAGUUGUUCGGCUUCGAGCAGGAGGUUGAAAACGAGGAUGUUUCGUCCACUAAACCGGAAGUGUGCGAAAAAAGCAACGCAGAGGCUGAGAAAGAAAUGGAGAACAAUAACAGUAUCAAUCUGAUCGGGAGCAAUCCGAAGAAUGACUUCUCGAAAACCAUUGAUAAGUUGGAGCCCUUUUUGAAGAAGAACGGAUACUCACAGUUACCAAACGGUUACAAAGACGCACGUAAUAAGAACGGCUACGUUACCAACGGCAUUAAGCCAGUAUUAAUGUGUGACGAGCUAUCAAAGACAUCAGAAGCUUUGCCACUAGAGGAAACGAAGGAUUGUCUGAUUAAGAAGCUCGCUAAAACUAAUAGUCUCUCCGGCAAUCUCUCUAAUGGUUACCCCAAGCAGAAUAAUCUAAUGAACGUUGGCGAUGAAAAAAAGACUGUUGCAAAGGAGAAGUCGAAACAUAUAACCGGCUAUCUUAAUCUGAUGGCCAAUAUCAUAGACAACUUUACUCAUGGAUUGGCCGUUGGUGGUUCCUUCUUGGUGUCCUUCCGUUUGGGCGCUCUCACGACGUUUGCCAUCCUCAUACACGAGAUUCCUCACGAAGUUGGAGAUUUCGCGAUUCUUCUACGCAGUGGAUUCAACAGAUGGGAUGCUGCGCGGGCGCAGCUUUUCACUGCUAGCGGUGGCAUUUUUGGAGCCAUGUCGGCGGUGCUCUUCUCAGGCGGUGAAGUUGGAGCGAAGACGAACUGGAUAUUACCGUUCACCGCUGGUGGUUUCCUACACAUCGGCAUGGUGACCAUUCUACCUGAGCUGCUUAAGGAAUCUAGUCCAAAGGAAUCGUUGAAGCAGCUUAUAGCGUUGCUCUUCGGUAUUCUCGUGAUGGCAGUUUUAACGAUCCUCUGCGACUAGUAGAGUUACACUGUUGUCCUGUAAUAGCGUUUAGGUUCAACCUGUCGGACUAUGCUCGACGCAUAUCGAGCGUAGAAUUUUUUCUAUUAGUAUACCUCGAUAUAUGUCGGAACGAGAGUAAUUCGAGUUUGCCAUAAGAAGUUCUACCGCGGUGGUAUAUUUGUUGCUCAAUGAUGAUGCAUCUGCGACGGGAGACAUUGGAGACGAGGAACGAUGAUUAACGACUGACCAAAGCCUUAAUAUCGUUUAUUAUAAACAUUUGUAUUGAAUUUAGAUUGAAAUAGGAUAUCGUAGUUAUUUCGUGGCUAGUACUUUCGCACGUUCGAUCUAAUCGCGGUCUUUUCCUUUUUAGUUUUUCUAUGAUUAUUUGAUUUAGUAGUGCGUGUCGUUUUUUGUUUUCACUUGGGUAAAGUUCAUCCUCGAUCGUCGAUCUCCUUUUUGCGGUAGUUAAACUUCUUCUAAUAGUGAGAAGGGAAAAGUAUCUAAAAGAAAGAUGAAGGAGAGUAUUUGUAUGAAUUAUUUUUAUAUUUUUCGAUCGUUUAUUGGGGAUCGUAUUAUUGGUAAUUCGGUAUUAUCGAUUUAUAUUGAUAUAUUAAGGGAUAUUGUUAUGAACCUGGCAUAGUUUAUACACAAAUACACAUAUGUUCCUCCGUAAACUAUCGAAAACGCGAUGCAGGGAAACGUCAUUCCGUUUCUAUGAUAUCGACUUACUUUGCACUUAAACUUUGUUAUCUAGACGUUACAUUAUGAAAGCAGUAUUGACGAAUGACUUGGAUCAUCGUGUACAUAAUGUUUAUGCUUCCUUGUUUACUGUUUAAAAAAAAAUAAGAAACCUUGAAACUAAAAAAAAAUUUUUGUAAAUUACGUACAGACAGAUAAGUGUGGUUUUUCGGUUGUGUGUAUCGAUUUGUUCGAUACGCGUAUUCCGAGAAAUGUAUAUUUUUAAGUUCCUACAGUUUGUUGUAAAUAAUGUAAUGAAUCUAUCUUACUGUGAAAACAACAAAAAAUAUUCCUGAGAAUUAACAAAAAAAAUUUGUAUAUCGUAACAGAGUGGAAACAAAUCAUAUGAAAUACUACGUAAAAUCACUAAAAUUGGUAUGUAGAUAUAUAGAGUCAUUGUAUUUAAUAAAAUUCGAAAGUUUAUGUAAUAUCAAGUAUUUUAGAGAAUUUGUGGAUUAGAUGAGUCAUUGAGACCAAGUGUCCAUCUAUUCUCCAUUGUCUCGUGUAUCAUUUCGAAAGAUGCAAGUCUUAUAAACCGCACAAUAUGAACGUAAUCCUUGUACUUAAAGAAAAACAAGGGAUUCUUUCACGACAAAAUACUUGGUACAUGAGCGUCCUUUUUAAGCACGUGUAAAUAGAAGUUCGGAACUUACGAAGCUGGUUUAAUCAGCGACUUCGCAAGUAUAUUUUCUAUAAACUAUGGCUAC